Molecule: messenger RNA, 2717 nt
Organism: Phlebotomus papatasi
Lineage: Eukaryota; Metazoa; Arthropoda; Insecta; Diptera; Psychodidae
Exons: 1
Coding region: 393-503 (36 amino acids)
Source: RefSeq, a predicted model, not a curated record
AGACAUGAAACUUUGGAGAAGUCAUCAAAGUGUGAGAUUUCUGUGGCCUCUUGAAUUAACAAUUUUGCUACUGGUGCAAGUGACACGGAAAACAUUGUAGGGGAGUCUCUUCGUGGUGGAUUUUAGGCUUAUUCUUCCAAGCAUCUUUUCAUCUGUGAUCCUGUCACUUCUUCUUCACACAGCUGUGACUCUCUACGGCCUUUUCGCAGUCCAGCUGGUGCUCUUCCUCUCUGUCUAGUGCUUUCUCCAAACACUUACUCCAGUCUCGAGUAUCUGACUUAGUCAGUGACACAAUUGCUCAUACUUGAGAAGUGGAGGACGCCGGUCAACCAGCAGUUGAUCACAUAUCAGUGACUUUCCCACUCAUACUUAUUUGCUGCUAUCGUGGGUGGAUGAGCAAUAGUGCAAUGGUUGCCGUUGCGAUUUGUUGUAUUCUGGUCCUCCUUGCCGUCUUCAUUGUCAUCAUCAUAGUUGUGGGGCAAACAAUGGGAGAGCCAAAGUGAGACAAGCUUCAAUUGGGGCCUGGCACUUUUCCGGAUGGAUAGCAAAGGCCCCCCAUUUGUUAGUUAGCCGCUACUUAGCUGCAAGUUUUUGUAUUCUGUUGCGCUCUUAGAUGCUAAAAGAAUAUACAUUUGUGCCCAAAACUUUUUGAGUGUUGAGCAAAAACUAUUUAAUUUGCCAAAAAAAAAUUUGCGUGAGUGCUUUGUGCAGAAAAAAGCGACAAUUCGGUAGAGAUAUUUAGUUAAAAAAAAAGUUUUUGUAGAAUAAAAUGGCAUGUUAGUGUGAAUAUCCCUUGAGUUACAUCCAAGGGUGGAAAGUGAAAUCCUGUAAAGAUCAUCAUGAAUGCAAAUGUGAGCUGUGGAUGAAAUUGUCCCUGGGAUGAAGCGACAGAAGAGUGUCUAAAUGGAAUUAUAGAAAUGAAAUUGAAAGUCACUGAGAAUGUCUGUAUUCCAUAGCAAAAACCCUCGAUGUUCAAAGUCCACAAGCACAAAACGGAGGGUUAAGGAGUUAGAUGUGAAAAACUUCCUAAAGUUUCAUCACUGCUCAACAUCUUGCUCCAGGGACAUUUUUCACUCUUUUCUCACCCUAGUCAGAGAAUCCCAUCCAGUAACAUCAUGGAUGAGGGAUGGUUUGGGUGAAAAUUCAGUAAACAGUACUGGAUAAUGUCGACAAAAAAGACUACCAAAGUCGUUAGGAGGAAGAAUGGCGAGGAAGCGUAAGAAGAAAUGUGUUAGCAGUGGGAGAAAAGUGAAAAAUUAUCAGUAGAGUCACUUUCCAAGGAUAAGAAGAAAAAGACAACCCUCCCAACAUUGAGGGAAGAAAUUGCACAACUAUUGUGCCACUGAAAGUUGAGUGAAAGCUCAAAAGGUGCUCUUUCAUAUAAUAAUAGAUAUUUGCCUGAUGCAGGUCAUACAAAUGUUUAUGCAAAGGAGUUUAUUUCGAUUAGAAGUGAAUAACGUGCAUUUGUUGCACAUCAAACAGUGUAAACCCCUCUAUAUCAUUUUUUAUCGAAUUAUAUAAUGAUGUCUCUUUACUCCAUAUACAACCUUUUGACACUAUCAAUUUCAUCAAAAUUAAAACAACAAAAAAAUCAUCAAAAUCACGGGAUUCAAUUUCGUAGUUACAAAGUCUUCUUUUGAUAUAGUGCAAAUUGGAGUGUCCUAAUUCGAUAAAAGCAUUUUUGUUAAAUACUUUGAACUCGAACGAUCGUUUUAAAUGAAAGUGUGUAAAUAGUUCAGAAUUAUCUCUAGAUAACAGAUGGAAAAAGUGUUCGAUGGUAAUUUAAAGAGAACAUUUCACAAAAGAAAUCAAUUGAACAAAAACUUUUUAAAUCUGGUAAUAAUUGAUUGAAAACAGAAAAGUUUCUGUGAGUUUUUUUAAUGUAUAUUUUAAAAUCACUUAUAAAAUACUAUCGUGUGUAAAUAUUCUAAAUAAAAUACCUAUAUUCGUGUCAUUUUACCAUUUAAUAUUUCAUGGUGAACAGAAAAAAAGUGUAUUUAUAAAAUUUAAAUAAAAUAUUGAAAAGUUGUUAAGAAGGAAAAUUCUAAUGUGAAUUCUGAGCAUUUUUUUGUCUCCUCCAAUCUGUCGACAAUAUGUGGAUAUAUGGAGGUGAAAUGUACAUGCAAGAGUGAAAAAAAUCAUUUUUAAAAUGAAUUUAUAAAAAUAACAUGUGUCUGACUGAUAUUUUUUACCCGUUCUCUGAUGUUAGUGUGUAAUUAUAAACUCUUAACGUAAAAGCAAUAUGUGUUAAACUGAAAAUAUAAUAUCGUAAUUUGAUAAAUGUUGAAACACUUUUCCCAUUUAUCAUGAAAAUAUAUUUAAAAAAAAACAUGAGAUGAGAAGUCUAAAAUAAAGUGAACUAUAGUGUUGUAAAUUAAUGUUGUACUUGUUAGAAUUUAUUGAACAUCCAGACAUUUAGUAUGUAUGUACAGUUACACAUUUUCCAUAAUUAAUUAAUUGGCCGUUAAAUUGAGUUUUGUGGAAAAUAAUGAAAAUGGACAAAAAUAUGAUUAUAAUUGCGCAUUCGUUCACUGUGGAAAAUUUAGUGUGCUAAAAAGUUCGCUUUUGGCAUAUUAUGGCAAAGGAUGUGUGGAGUGAGGAACCAAUUAAAAAUAUUUGUGCCAAAAAUCCACCGCUGAGAGGGAUGAAUUCUGGUGUAGGAAAAGUCUAUCGUCUCAGCAGUUUCAAAUACGAAUAUUCUACCAUUUGGCAAUAAU